CAGAGCUUUAACGAUUUCCUAAGAACGAUCUAAUCUCAUUCUACUUCUUCCCAGAAAAUACACACUUCAACUUACAGACAGCCGACAUCUCCGAGGCAACCUCAGCAUGGCGAACUUCAGAGACUUAUUCAAAACAAUGAAAAGCGAAUCAGAUCGUUCUAGGAAGAACGAUUUCCCUUGGAGCGACAAGUUAAGGUGCCUAUCCCUCACCAAGUCAUGCCUUGAAGAGAAGAACGAGGUGUCGACGAGACACAUUAAGACGACAACAGAAAGCAUACAGACAAAUUAUCAUCUGAUUUCCAGUCCCAUUAUCAAUGCCCUUCAUGAGCUGAAAAAGCGCAAAGAUAAUAGAAAGACCAAAACCACUUUCACAAAUGCUCCAGGGGAGAACAGUCUGAAGGCAAAAUGUGGAAUCCUAGCUGCAUAUUGGAUCGUAAUACAGGCCCUGGCUUCGUCAGGGAAUCGAGUGGUUCAUAGACGCAGCGAUUCCCCAAAUGUCCCUUCAAAUGCCUCUGAAAGUGUUCCUGCCACAGAAAUCCCAGGUUCUCAGUCAGAAAAGACUGCCCCAGGCAAUCCGAGCCCCACUACACAGACAAGACAGAACGAUGCAACAUUGUUUGACCACGAUUAUGAAGCUAGUAGUGCCUCAGGACAGGCCAUGGAACAGUCCGAGUCAAGCCUUCAUGAGCCAAACCACGUUGCGAUGAACAACAAUUGCUUCACAGUGACAGGGUCUCCUAUGCCUGAUCCAUUUGACGACGACGACAGCCCAAUUCCUGAUGAAUAUAGACGGUAUGGAUCGGACUUGCCCUAAGAUCCAGCGGAAGGAAGAUCUCCAUAGAGUUAUGAUACGCCGUAUAAAGGGUGUUGAAUACCUCCCGUCGAGCCUAUCACAGAUGGUGAGUUGAGAAUCGGCGAUGUUCGUGAAUGUAUAUUUGAAUUCAUCCAAGAUGGUUGAAUGGAAAAGCCAGAGUUAAAGAAAUCGUACUCCUAUGAAUACAAACACAUCAAAAUUACUACCUCAUAGUUCUGAUCAAAGAGGCGCUUGGUCUGCGACCGCACGCACUGAAUUGCACCCAGGAUGCGGAUUAACCGUAGUGGUCACGACCCCACGAAGAACUUAUAUUGUUGUUUGAAUGUGGAAUAAAGGCGUUUCGAGUUGAUGAUAGAUUGCUGAGAUGGAUAUGUUGAUUGUGAAGCCUGGUUCUUUCGUUUCAAAGUCGAAUAUGAUAAUUGUCGCUGGAUUAUGCGUUAGUUUC
This is a messenger RNA of Talaromyces proteolyticus, 1259 nucleotides long. RefSeq lists its product as uncharacterized. Lineage: Eukaryota; Fungi; Ascomycota; Eurotiomycetes; Eurotiales; Trichocomaceae. The record is from RefSeq and is a predicted model, not a curated record. The transcript is spliced from 2 exons. The coding region runs from base 107 to 814 and encodes 235 amino acids.